UGAGCAAAACGCUAUAUUACGUAGGCACGUCGAAAAGUGUGGCUGUGAAAUGAAACCUUCAUUUUUGCCCUUGGCGAGGAGGAAAUGGACUUCAUGGGCGGGAAAAUGGAAUUGUUUUGUUUUGGCCACGGAUUUUAGAGAAUAAAAAACAAAAAAAAACAAACACGCGUGGGGGAGAUUUUGCUCUAAGGAAACAAAAACAAAUAAAUAUCCACGCAAGGACAAUGCGCGUCCAGGAAACGAGUGUGUUUGUGUGUUUACGUAGGCUUGGCUUCGGGUCAUUUGUUAGCUAGAGCUGUUAGCUUUGUUUGUGGUUCCAACUUCCGGUGUAACGUUCGCCUGAGUUUAAAAUACGGGGGCAGGUUUUAAAACAAUUCCGUCUGCAGACACCAGACUGACACCGGAGCUCAUCAUUCAGUGAAUCUGGCAGAUAGUUUAACGCAGAGAAAGAACAAUAAAAUAAAGAUCAACGCUAGCUAAGGAACUCUUAGCUCCCCUCCUGAACUGUAAUGAAACACCAGAGCUUUCCCACAUCUACAAAACCAAAAUUUCAAGAUCCAAACCCAGACAAUGACGAGCGCCGAAUAGCUCCAUCUAUCAAGAAACAUCAUCCAGCGUGCGAGCCUGUUCGCAAGAAGCCCCUGGCUGGGCGCAUCUUCUAUUUGGAUCUGCCGUGUAAUAGACGCAGCGAGGCUUUGGAGACUGAUAUCAAGAGCCUUGGAGGAACAGUGGAAAAGUUCUUCAGUAAAGAGAUUAGAUAUUUGGUGUCCAGUAAACCCGAAGCUCGGCAUGUACAGAAGCUCAUUCAAGACUCCCCGGUUCCGAGUCCAGACUCUGGCCUCAGCUCCCCUCAUCCUGGCAGCAGGAGGGAUAGUCAUGGCCAUCGAGGCAGCUCACAGGGAACCGCUGACACCGUCGUCGUAAGCCGAGGGAAAUCCUUAGUGGAGAAAGUCGUUAAGGAGCAAGAGCGGAUUCAGAUAAACCGAAUCCUGUCCAAUGCACUUGAAUGGGGUGUAAAAAUCCUCUACAUCGAUGAUGUAAUUUCUUAUAUUGAAAAGAAAAAGAGCACACUUGCCAAAGUCAGAGCAGCAAGUCACUCGGUCACUCAGAAGAAAGCUGCCAGACCCGAGUCCACAGAUGGGACGGCUUCUCGGAAAAGCAAAUCUGGACGAAUCGGUCGCCCCUUCGUUAAAGUGGAGGACUCGAGCAGACACUACCGUCCCCUCUAUCUCCCCAUGGCCAACCUUCCUGUGUGUAACCUCAGAUCUGCUGCCCCCUGCAGUCCGUUCUUGGAACAAAACGACAAAGAUGACCCUGGGAAAAAGACUAAAGUGUGCGGGUCUGGAGGAGAUCGCAGAGAGAAGAGCAGGAAAGACCGACACCGAGGCCGUGAGGGCAAGGGCCGAAGGAAAGGGGGCUACUGCGAAUGCUGCGGUGUCAAAUACGACAACCUGAAAGCUCACCUGCAGAAUGAGCAGCAUCAGGCUUUCUCUAAAAGUGAGGAGUACCUGGUAGUGGACCAAGUUAUCUCAGGACUCACCUGUGAUUUUGUACACAUCAGCCCCCAAGUAAAAAGGGUGAAGUGCAGCGUCACCUCGCCGCUCAUCGUCCCUGGACCAGCUGUAAGGAAGGACGGAGUAAUGGGUGUCGAAGAGGAGGCCGUGACCGACGAGAUCCCGCUCUGGGGUUCUCACAACACGGAUCGAUCAAUCCGCAAGCGCUCCAGAGAAAGUCCUAAAGGAGAAUCAGCAGGACAAUCUGACAUUUUUCAGAAAUCCCAGUCAAAGCGUGGAUCAUUCGAAUGGGAAUCCAGUUCUAAUGCUGCUUUGCACAAGGCUUUGAGUACGUCUUUGUGUAAAACUAGACAAGACUGUCUUUCCGAUUGUCUGGAGACGACCAGGACCUCAUUUCAUGCUUGUUUAGAAGGAAGGACUUCACAAAGCACGCAGAAUGUUCGACUAUCAGAUCCUGCAGGUUUCAGGACGAGACACGUUUCACUUGGUGCAGGGAACGCUCAUGCGCUGUCUGAGCCGUCUGCAGUGUCGAACUUUCACACUGCGCCAAAGUUACUUUCAGAUGUUGCAGAAAGUACAACCGAGAGACCUUUCUGUAAUUCAGGCAAGACGCCUGACGUUACACAUCAUGGACCUGUCGCAGAGGAAAUGUCUUCUUCCAGCACAGAUACUCCGUCUGGAGUCCUGCAAAGGAAAGUACGGCCGUUGAGGCGGAGGAGAACCGCACCAUCUCAGCCCCUGUGUGGCUUUUCGGGUAAACCUGUACAAUCCCAGACUCUUCGGUGUCUCAGAAACGUUUCCGAGUCUAACAGACUCUCAGCAUCAGCCCUGGACUUAUGGCAGCUCUUCCAGUCCAGUGACGACAUGGAGGAGGAUUUUAAGGGUUUCUACCAUUAGUAGAAAAAGGACUUUAAUUUUGAAAUGGACAUUGGUGUUUGUGUGGGUACCAAAUGAGCAAAUAUUUUCUCUCAGAGAUUCAUAAAUUCAUAAUUCAUUCAUAAAUAAAUAAACUGUAGUUGAUGAGCUACAGAUUUAAUUAUUAAAAAAAGGAAAAUAUUAUAUAAAGCUACAAACAUAAACCCUUCAAAAAAUAUAUACAGAGCGAGAUCAUUAUUUCGAAGUCUUUAGCAUGAAAUAAACUGCAUUGUAAACAAAUGUAUUUAGAGUAAACAAUAUGGAACUUGCCUUACAAAUGAACUUCAUCGUUGAUGACAAGUUUCACUAUUAAACUAUUUUCAGACGUAGAAACUGACUGAUUUGUACAUGUAUUUCUGACUUAUUGAUAAUUCUGUUUUGUUCAGAUUUUAAAGAAAUGC
Hemibagrus wyckioides is the source of this 2830-nucleotide messenger RNA. It is a transcript of the gene dbf4, whose product is annotated as DBF4 zinc finger. The record is from RefSeq and is a predicted model, not a curated record. Gene Ontology annotation, cellular component: Dbf4-dependent protein kinase complex; nucleus. Gene Ontology annotation, biological process: positive regulation of nuclear cell cycle DNA replication; regulation of cell cycle phase transition. The transcript has 13 exons. Lineage: Eukaryota; Metazoa; Chordata; Actinopteri; Siluriformes; Bagridae. Gene Ontology annotation, molecular function: nucleic acid binding; zinc ion binding; protein serine/threonine kinase activator activity. Bases 510 to 2411 code for a protein of 633 amino acids.